CAUGAACUGCGACCACACUCCAAUCUCACUUCCCUCCACUCCCGCUCGUCCUCGCACAUCCAGCCAAAAGUCUUCAAUGAGGAAGUUGUCCGGUUAGUCGUGGGUCAGGUCCAAUACAUUUUCAACCACAACAAGAUAGAACACUGGCAUGCUAUGGGCAUGAUCAACUUUUCCCUCACGUCACCAGAAAACGACAUCCCCUUUUGCCCUAAUUGCUAUGUCCAAUUCGACUGCUACCAGGAUUCCGGUCUCAUUAUUGUACCUGUGGAUUUGCAGUAUUUUAUUAACUUCGAACUCAAAGACAAGGCCGAGCGACUUGAAAGUGGCCGCCCCCGACAGGUGCCCACUUCUGCUCAAUACAGAGACCAUCUUCUCCAAAAGGGAGAGAUUACAGAAAUGGAAAUCGAAGGUUAA
This is a messenger RNA of Penicillium argentinense, 414 nucleotides long. RefSeq lists its product as uncharacterized. The annotation marks the transcript as partial. The transcript has 2 exons. Lineage: Eukaryota; Fungi; Ascomycota; Eurotiomycetes; Eurotiales; Aspergillaceae. The record is from RefSeq and is a predicted model, not a curated record.